AACAUUUUGGAUGACAUGGUGGUGAGUAAAUUAUCUGGAUUUUUCUUUGAAGAAAAUGGACUAUUCCUUUAAUCUAAAAUGUUAUUAGUGUCUGUUGUACUUAUAUUACAUGUUCAAGUUCAGUUUAUUUAUAUAGCACUUUCCAAACGGUAAGGGGCAGAAGUGCUGAACAGGAUAAAAGUAUACAAUAAGCAACAAGAAGAUUAGAGGAUAAAACAAUAUAUCAAAUAAUAGGAAAAAAGAAAGCAGGUAAAAAGUAGUAGUAUAAUCUAGAUGUGAAAUUAACGUACUGGGAUAAAAAGUGUAAAAUAAUAAGUAAUGGCUAGUUUCAACUAUAGGCUUGAGUAAACAGAUACGUUUUACACAAUUACAAUCAUAUCAUGGCCACAUAUCGAUCAGAUCAGAGAUUUGUGGUUCCUGCACCAGUAGGGGGAGAUCUGGGUGCUGUGGGUUAACAGCAUCACAGUCAUAAAACUACCUAAUCCCACUCAUACGUCGUCACAGGCGCAGUAUAGUCAGCAAGCCAUUGCAGAAACAGGGAGCAUUUGCGAUCAAGAGAGCAUAAGAAAUGUUUGGAAUAAACAUUAUAAUACUGCGAAUAGGAGGCAGAGAAGCUGUUAGCGAAGAUAAGCGUGCCAAGCGUUCCUCCACUAAAACGAUUUAUGGUCGAAUAAGGGUGUAAGGAGGCGGUGGUGAGUUGAUGACCGGUCGUAAAACGCUUGGGAGAGAGAUGAGGAGGGACAUUAACAGGAGAGAACAAACAACAGCAGCAGGGGAAAGGGAGGAGUAAAAGAGAGGGAGAGAGAGAAACAGCAAUAGAGCAAGAGGUUGAUAAAGAGUGAGACUGGGCCAUGAGCUCUGUGCCACCUUACAACUCGCUGCCGGCUCGGCAAAGUCCACGCCGUGAAAAGGAGUGGGAAAGAGAACUGCUCGGGACAAGAAGACUGUCUUCCCCAGUACAGCCGGCUUGUCCAACCCUACCUUCUGUCUCUCGACGGCCCUCUGCACUUCCCGGAUAUCUGCUGUCCCCCUCGCAAGAGUACGCUGAUCAACAGCAACGUCUUUCAUUAUCGCUGUGCUCGGAGGCCUCGCUGGCGCCCGCUGUGCCUGCAGUGGGCGUUGCUCCACCGUGCUGCCGGGCGGUGGGAGUCAUGCCCUUGCUGCGCCUUGCGCUUCUGAUUUUCAGCUUCCUCUUUUGGGCGGCAGGACUUGCGAUCUUCACCCUGGGGAUAUGGGCACAAGCGUCACUAUCCGACUACAUGCUGCUGUCAGCCAACCGUUACCCCAAUGCCCCCACCGUCUUGUUAGGCACAGGGGCUGCGGUGACUGCAUGGGGCUUUUUAGGGUGUUUAGGAGUGGCUGCCAACCUGCCUUACCUUCUGCGGGCAUAUGGCUUCUUCCAGCUGGCUAUGCUCAUAGGUGGACUAGCUGCUGGUCUUUCGGGGCUGUUCUACAGGGAGGAUAUUGCCGAAGGGUUUCGUAGUGGACUGCAGAAAGCUGUAUUGGAAUACGGAGAAGAUGAGGGCCGCGCAGAUGCGCUGGAUAGCCUCCAAAGGUCACUAAAAUGCUGUGGGGCCGAGGGUUGGCGUGAUUGGCUCGUGUCUGAAUGGGCCACCCAAGAUGGUAUUUACUCAUCAGGACGUUCAGAAAAUGACUCUGUGGCCGUUUCACUACCAGACAGUUGCUGUGUACGGCGCAGAGGCUGCCGAAACAGACCUUUGCCAGAGAACGGACUUGAGAACGUUGAUCCGGCAGGGAUUCAUGUCCACGGUUGUUUUCGCAAAGUCUUCAGCUUGGUAAAUGACAAUGUCUUUCAUAUAGCCGCGACAGUUUUGGGUCUUGCCUUCACUCAGGUGGCAGGUAUCGCCCUUGCAUGCCUGCUUGCCAAUCGUCUUAGGCCCAGACUGCGAAGACAAGGACACUGAUAUGAAAAACGCAGUAAAUCAAUCGGCCAGAAUGUUCUUCUCUGCCUGUGCUUUUAUAUUAGAUGUUUAUGUUUGUAUUGGACCAAGAAGCUUUGAACUGUGCAUGAUAAUCUGGUUAUUCAAUCCUUCACGACAGCAUGGAUAAAACUGCACAACAUGGGAACCCUAACAGCAUUUUGGCUCUGCAUCAUAUACUGUAGCAACAUUUUCUUUAUUAGACACAUACUGUAAAGUUAGUGAAGUCAAAUACUGGAUUUGUGCUAUAUAGAUAGAUUUGUGGCAGUAGAUUUAAUUGAUUAUUGAGGUAGAUAGUUUAAACAUGAAUCUGUUAUGUAUAUUUAACUUGGAUUGUUGCAUGUGUUUGUCCAGUAAAGUAAUGCAAGUAAAAAACAUAUACAUACAUGUUUACACAUCAAGGCAUUGGGUUGAGUCUUGUAAUGCGAAGAUAAGUGGGUAGCAUCAUUUAUUGUUUGUGAACAUUUUUUAUAUUACUGAGUAACAUCUGAUAUGAUCUUAUGUAGCUUGUCUAUACUGUAAUGAUUAUAUUUGAUUAUAUCCAAACUUAUUUGCUCCUAAAUAGUUCAUUUUCAGGUAAAUGUACGUUGAUUAUACAAAUACUGACAAUUAAAAGAAAAAUGCUAAAUUGUUGAGUUUAUAAUAAUGAACUGCAUUAAAGUGGGAUCAUAGAGGCUAAGGUUGGGAAACUUGUCACCUGAGAUGUUUGGUUUAUAUUUGGUUCUCCAGUCAGUGGUAAAGCAUUACGUUGUAAAUGUAUUUUUUAAAUAAUAUUUUUGUGUCCUACUCUUAUAAAGUACUAUUGAGACCAUCA
Misgurnus anguillicaudatus (oriental weatherfish) is the source of this 2754-nucleotide messenger RNA. The record is from RefSeq and is a predicted model, not a curated record. Lineage: Eukaryota; Metazoa; Chordata; Actinopteri; Cypriniformes; Cobitidae.